AGCGCGACCUAACAACUUCUUCGAAGAGUCCUCACUAGUCAUGAGCUACGCCGGCCACCCUCUCUCUCUUUCCCGUUUGACUUCACCGCCGUUUCCCCUCCUUCCUCCGCCGACCACCGCCGUGUUCUCCGCCGCCACCGGUUACACUCCUCCUUUCACUCCGGUUAAAUUCCAAAGGCUGUCUCUUCUUCGGCGUUCAGCCAGCCGAGAUAACUACAUCGGAAACGGCGGUGGCGGUGCUGGUGGAAACGGUAAAAACAACGGAGGUAGUGGCGGCGGCUAUUGGUGGAGCAAUUUCUUUAAUUUUGAUAAGAGAAGAUCUCUUCUCCUCCUUCCUAUUUUUAGAAAUGAAGAUACUUUUAUCGAUUCCGUAUUAUCGUGUAAACCAUUGUUAUUGUUCCUUGUAUCAGCUUCUUCUUCAAUUACUUGCUGCUUACUGUUAGCUUCAUUUGUACAAGCAAAAACUAAUAAUGGAGAAAUUGUGUAUGAAAUUAGAGGAGGAAAACGGUCUGAACUUGUGCCAGAUUAUUCAAAGGAUGAAUUUGUUCUUACUAAGACAAUGUGGUCACGGUUAUGGCCUGAUUCGACAUCGGGGAGUUUUGUUUCCAAUUUGUGGAUGCAAUGCAAGGAAUUAACAACGACUUUGUUUCUUCCUGAGGGAUUUCCGGAGAGUGUUACAAGUGAUUACUUGGAGUAUGCUCUUUGGAGAGGGGUUCAAGGUGUUGCUGCACAAAUUAGUGGUGUUCUUGCAACUCAGGCUUUGCUUUAUGCUGUUGGAUUAGGGAAAGGGGCUAUUCCUACUGCUGCUGCUAUCAAUUGGGUGCUUAAGGAUGGCAUUGGAUAUCUAAGCAAGAUUCUUUUGUCGAACUAUGGCAGGCAUUUUGAUGUCAAUCCUAAGAGCUGGAGGCUUUUUGCCGAUCUUUUGGAAAAUGCUGCUUAUGGCCUGGAGAUUUUGACCCCUGCAUUCCCACAUCUGUUUGUUCCUAUCGGAGCUGUUGCUGGAGCAGGGAGAUCAGCUGCUUCCUUAAUCCAGGCUGCUACAAGGAGCUGCUUCUAUGCGGGUUUUGCCGCUCAGAGGAAUUUCGCUGAGGUGAUUGCAAAGGGUGAAGCUCAAGGAAUGGUGAGCAAAGCUAUUGGAAUCAUGCUUGGCAUUGCAUUGGCUAAUUGCACCCGCUCCUCUACAUCUCUUGCUCUUGCCUCUUUUGGAGUGGUAACUUGGAUCCACAUGUUCUGUAAUCUGAAGUCAUAUCAGUCAAUUCAACUGAGGACUUUAAAUCCUUAUCGCGCAAGUCUAGUCUUCAGUGAAUAUCUGCUCAGUGGUCUAGUUCCUUCUGUUAAAGAGGUCAAUGAUGAGGAGCCCCUUUUUCCAGCUGCUAUUUUAAAUCUAAAGGCAGCAUAUGAGACACAAACAGAAGUGCUUUCUGUUCAUGCUAAGCAAGCAGCUGCAGGGAUUUUGCGACGGUUGCAGCUGGGUUCUAAACUUUCUGAUGUUGCUACAAGCCAAGAAGAUGUGCUUGCUCUGUUUGAACUGUAUAAGAAUGAAGGUUACAUUUUGACUGAGCAUGAAGGAAGAUUUUGUAUUGUACUGAAAGAAAGUUCAUCACCACAAGAUAUGUUGAAGUCAUUGUUUCAUGUCAAUUACCUGUAUUGGUUAGAGACAAAUGCAGGAAUCAAGUCAAGCAGUGUAGCUAAUGACUGCAGGCCUGGGGGAAGGCUUCAGAUGUCUUUGGAGUAUGUUGAGAGAGAGUUUAACCAUGUCAAAACUGAUGGUGAGGUAGCAGGUUGGGUAACUGACAGUCUCAUCGCGAGGCCUUUGCCAAUUCGGAUUCGCUUGGAUUAUGCAGCUGUAUCUUCUGUUGCAGAAGGUUGAUCGUAUAUCACAAGACACAGUUCCUCUGAACAAGCUCUUAUUUUCCCAGCUUAAGUCAACCUUUCAUACCCUGUAUAGCUGCCAAACCAUCAUGAUGGGUUCACUUUGGAUUUGCAUCUGCAUGCAGAAGUGCUUGAAAACAAUUGGUAAAACCCAUUAGAGUGACUGUACAAUGAGCUUGAAAUGCUGUCUUGGAUCAAUAAUUGGACAAUGCAGUACGCUGGUUUUGAAUGGGGUGAGUAUCCGAAUCUGUUUCUGGAUGCUUGAUUUCAUUGCUGCUCAUUGUUUGCUAUUCUGACAAUAGCUUUGAAGUUCCAUUGAUCUUGAGUCUACACUGCAACAUGUGGAGCUUCUCCUCCUUCAUUCUUUUAUGAUUUAGUUAUCUUCUUACACCUAUUUUCCUGUAAGUAAGUUUACACCUAGAGGCCAGAGCAAACACUUAACUCUAUCGAAAAAAACAAAAACAAAAACUGCACUCUAGAAUCUCCAUCAAGUUGGUGUCGCGGGUGAGAUUUGGUAGGAUAUUCUGUUUCCCUGCAGCAUAAUGGGAGAUGGAUGAAGUAGUCGAGUUUGGUCGCCAUUUUUGCACUGUUACCUUCAAUUUUUUGUGCUAAUGAACGAGCAUGUUCGUGUUAACGACUUGUAGUUUUAUUGAACUUUUGCAUACAAGCUAGAUUUUGGAUUAUAAUUUGGUGAGAUAGAUGGUGAAGAUCUGUAUCUCAUUUUGGUGACUGUAUAGCUCAUAUGAUGUUAUUUUGUGACCAAUUUUAAAGUUACCCUACCAAAUUUGAAUAUGUUU
Molecule: messenger RNA, 2669 nt
Organism: Solanum pennellii
Lineage: Eukaryota; Viridiplantae; Streptophyta; Magnoliopsida; Solanales; Solanaceae
Product: protein root UVB sensitive 1, chloroplastic
Exons: 7
Coding region: 41-1870 (609 amino acids)
Biological process (GO): response to UV-B; developmental process
Cellular component (GO): chloroplast envelope
Source: RefSeq, a predicted model, not a curated record